Molecule: messenger RNA, 3264 nt
Organism: Gracilinanus agilis (Agile Gracile Mouse Opossum)
Lineage: Eukaryota; Metazoa; Chordata; Mammalia; Didelphimorphia; Didelphidae
Gene: CEP128
Product: centrosomal protein 128
Exons: 23
Coding region: 1-3264 (1087 amino acids)
Source: RefSeq, a predicted model, not a curated record
AUGGCAGAAUCAUCCAGUGAGUCAGAGUACUAUCUUCAUAGUCGAUUGGAUUGGCGGAAACCUCACAACCGCCAUGACCAUGCUGCAGAUGUUACUGCAAAAAUCCACACCUUAACAAGUACUUUACAGGAUACCAAUCGAAACCUCCGACAAGUUGACCAGAUGCUGGGGCAGUAUAGAGAUUACAGCAAUGAACAGACAGAAGCGAUCGAAAAUUUAAGAGAGACUUUGGAGCAAUCAAUAGGGCAAUUAAGGAGUCAACGUUUAUUGAGAAACUCUGGAGUAAGAAGUGCUUCUCUUUCAAGUUUGUAUGUAAGUGACUUGGAUGGCCCCAGUGCAACAGAUAGCCACCACCAAUUCUGGCCUUCCUCACCACUCAGGGACUCCAGAGAACCACAGGGUACUAGACUACAGAAGUCUAGAUCUGCUUGUGUCCGGUUUCUUGAUCAGCCAGAUGAUUUGGUUCAGCUUCAUUCAUUGCACCAGUCCGUUCGAGACCUUAGUAAUGAACAGGCUCGUCUUGGAGAUGACCUCAACAGAGAGCUUUCAAGAAGAAACAGGUCAGAUGCUCAAACUAAAAAGACUUUGGAAGAAUUAACUGUGAGACUUGAUGAAUCUCAGAGACAAGACUCAGUUUCAGAACGGGUAGAGAAACGGCUUCAAGAAAUAGAGAGAGUGAUGCAAAAUGAAAGACAUUUGGUAGAAAAGCGUCAGGAAGAGCUGGGGCUCAUGUCCUUACAGUUGCAGGAGGUUCUGAGGAAACAGGAUGCUAAUGCUGGUGAAAAUGAGGAAUUGAUGAAAACUAAAUUAAGACAAUCUGAAAAUGAAAAGAAUCAAGUUGAGCAGGAGUUGGAAACAUCCCGAAGGAUGUUGGCACAGUCAGAAUGCAGUAGAGAAUCACUUUUACUUCAGAUGGAAGACCUGCGUGUUCAACUCUCAAAAUAUCAAGCACCAAAGGUUUCUAGGCAACAGAUAAACCAGCUGGAUGAACAUGGAGAUGAAAGGAGGAUUAGAAGAGCGAGUGAGAUGUCCGAGUGGGAGAAGCAAGAACUGGAGAAACAGGUCUCAGAGUUGAAAGCUAAGCUGAACCACAAUGUCAUGAUAUCUGAAAUACAGGAAUUGAAGCGAUGCCUUGAGAAAAAAGACAAGGAAAAAGCACAUUUUGAAGAACAAAUAGAGAUUUUAGCAUCUGACUUAGAGAGGAGGGAGAAACAGCAAGUGAGGAUGUUGGAACAACUUACAGAGAUUCAGAAACGCUAUGAGGAAUGUGAGAGUGAACGGACACAAGCCAAUUCCCAAGUCAAAGAUUUGGUCCAGCAAGCUGAGGAUUCCACCAAGGAAGCAGAGAGAUACCUCAGUGAAUUCCAGCGGUCAGAGGCCUUGAGGCAGGAAUCAGAGAAGAAGAAGGAAGAAAUGAAAACAAAAGCUCAGGAAUCUAUCAGACAGUGGAAGCUCAAAUAUAAGGCUUUAGAACGAGACUUGGAGAAACAGAACGAAAAUGUUUUGCAUCUUACAGAAAAGAACAAUCAGAUGCUGAAAGAAAAAGAUGACUUGAAGGGUCAGCUUCACUUAGCUUCAUGUCGGAAUGAAAGUCUUCGACAGGAGCUGAAUGAUAUCAUAACUAAGCGUGCUGAUCAGGAAGAGGAGCUUCAUUCUAAGGAGAGGAAACUUAAUGACUCUAAGUGUCGGCAAAAGGACCUGGAGCAGGAAAUCCGAACCCUUAAAGACUCUGUACAUCAGCUAGAAAAUGAAUUACAAAGGCACAUUAGGUUACAUGGCCAGAUAACCACUGCAAAAGAUUACCUAGAGGAGGAGGUUGCUGAUAUAAAAAUGGCCCGUGAAAAAGAAAAGGAAAAACUCUCUAAAUUAGAAGAGACCAUCAAGAACCUCAGUACAGCUCGAGAAGAGCUUGUUAACAAAGUGGCUGAAGAAGAACGGGCCAAGAAGGAGGCGCUUAAGAAACUUUCUGAUCUCAAGAAAACAGAAGGAUCUAGCAAGGAGGAAAUGAGUACAGUAAUCAGGCAAUUAAAACUAGAAAGAGAUGUUCACCAGAGAGAGCUGGAAGAUGCCCGGGCAGAACUGAAGAACAUGGCAGCCAAACAUGAACGCACUAUUCAAGAGAUAAAGCUGCAAUUUAAACAAGAACAGUGUGAAAUUGAGAGCCACGUUAGAUCCCUGAAGACAGAAAGCUUGGAAGAUAAGAAUGCGGUUAAAAUUCAUCGUUGGCAGCUUGAGAAAAUGAAAGUUCAAUGUGAAAAGCUGGCAGAAGAGUUAGCUCAAAAAGAGGAUGAGAACUCAAAACUUAAGCGAAAAUACCAUCUUCUGAAACAGCAACUGGAAGAUAAGGAAAAACAGCUACGUAAUGAUGAAAAAUGUGUGAGGAGAAUAGAAGAAACCAAGAUACAGCUUAAAGACCAACUGCUUGCAAUGGAGACAGAGCAGGAAUCCAUUUUUGACAUGUUAGGAAAGGAAAUUGAUGUAGCUUGCGAAAUCUUCUCCAGGGACUCUUUGGAUAAAUUCAAAGCUAUUUCUAGUACAGGUGAUAAACACCAUGAUGUACGCCAUGACCCACACCGUUGGUUAGCAGAAAGUAAGACUAAACUUCAGUGGCUUUGUGAAGAGGCGAAAGAGAGAGAGGACAAAGAAAAAAAGCUGAAGCAACAGCUAUUGCUGUACAGACAUCAACUCAAUGACCUGACUCAGCGGAGGGAGACUGAGCACCAAACUCUGUUUGAUCAGAUAGAAAGACAGGAGCAACUUCUAGAAGAAAUUCAUCGAGAAAGAAGAGAUCUUCUAACGAAGAAUCAGAAAAAAGAAGAAGAAAUGGAAUAUCUACAGCUGAAGCUACUAUUUAAACUUCCAUCUUGGGAAGAUGAGAAUCAGACACCUUUGACAAAUGAAAAUGAAGCCCAAUUUGAAGAUAAAGCAGACCGUGUAUGUGCUUUAGAAAGGAGUACCCAAAUGGCCUUGGAACAUCUGGAGUCCGUUCCAGAAAAACUGAGCCUCCUAGAAGAUAUCAAAGACUUUGGAGAUUCCUCUUGUCCAAGGGAUUUGAUUGAAGGGAGAUAUGCUAAAUACAAACAGCUUGUGGAUUCUCUUCAGCAUCAACUAGAUGAAUAUAGUCAAAGAAUCAAAAAGUUGAAAGAGAGGAAAAUGAAUGUGAGUCCUCUCACUGAUCAAGGGGAAGGUUUAUCCCCCACUUGGCAAGCACGCAGCAGGACCCUCCCGCUAAACUCACGUCUUUCACGGACAGGCUGUAAGUAA